UCUAUUAAGUCUGUUUUGUGUUUUGUGUUUUGUGUCUUAUUAUUAGUAAGACACCUUAUCUUCGCCAUCCUCUCUCAAUUCUUCCGCCCAGCCCAACCCAGCUUAGCUUCUUCUCCCAAAACAACUACUCUCUUUCUUCCCUAUCGCUCGCUCCCCCCGAUUAACCCAUUCAUUCAUCCAUUCAUUCAAUUUCAGGCGGAAGGAAGGAAGGAAGGAAGGAAGAAAGUAGUACAUAAUUCCAUCAUGGAUGAUUCUCAGACUCAACCCGCUUCUCUUCUCUCCUCCAUCUCCUCAUCUCCAACAGAGAUUGAAACCCAACUUAACGGAGGCAAGAGUAUCGCUAGCAGCAGCAAUGGCACCAUUCUUCAUUUAAAUGGUGGAACUACUGAUGAUGGCUCUUCUCUUUCUCAUCUUCAUGUUGAUGUUGAUGUUGAUAAUGAUGACGGCUACGUUAGUGGUAAGGAGGAGUUUGAAGAUAAUGAUUUCAAGAAUCCUAUCGAGGAAGAGGAGGAUGCCCCGGAGAACAAAGCAAGUCUAGUAGGAUUAGAUGAUGAUGAUGAUGAUACUGACACUUUCCUCGAUUCCUCACCAAUUCCCAUGCCCAAUGUUUCCACUCCAGCAAUCUUGGAAGCAGGCGGCGAUGAUAACAAUGAUGAUGAUGAUGAUGAAAAAGCUUCCCAAGGUGAGUUUUUAUUUGUCCCUGAAGAAGAAGAAGAAGAAGAAGAAGAAGAAGAAAAAGUUGUCCAGAAUGCUUCUUUUCAAGGGAAUAAUGAUGUUGCAGAUUUUACUAGUCCAGCAGUUGAUGUUUCUAAAGAAUCUGGAAUUAUUGCUGACAAUAAUACUGAAUUGAAGAAGGUGGAAGCUCCUGCCAUUUGGAACCACAUACCUUCUAAUGAACAUGAACAUGAACAAGCUAGCCAUGAAAUUCAAAAGUAUCUUGAGGAACUUGUGGAAACUGGUUCUGAAGCAGGUCCGGAAGACAGCUUGAAACUUGAGCCUUAUGAGGAUUCUGCUACAGAAAUAGUUAAUGCUUCUCAAGCAGCCCCAGAAGAAGCUACACAAGUUAAUGGAGAUGUUGAAGCUCAUUCCAUUUUGAGCAAUGCACCUUCUAAUGGACACGAACAUGAACAUGAACAUGCUGGCCAUGAAAUUGAAAAGUUUCUCGACGAGCUUGUGGAAACUGCUUCUCUUGCUAAGGUUGGUGCUUUUGAUUUGGUUUCCAUUGAUGACUUGGGCAAGUUCCAGCCAGAUGGAGGGACAACUGAAGCUUUGGGUUCCAUACAAAAACCUGGACAAUUUUCCAACAGGGUUGAAGAUGUUCCAACAGAAGUAGAUUCUGCUGCAACUGAAGGAGAUAAGGUUAUUGUUAAUCCCGAAGAAGGUUCCGAUGUUGGAAGUGCUGCUAUACUAUAUUCUGCUGAAACUGAAGGGGAUAAGGUUAUCGUUAAUCCUGAAGGAGGUUCCGAUGUUGGAAGUGCUGCCAUACUAUAUUCUGCUGCAACUGAAGGAGAUGGGGUUAAUAUUACUACUAAAGAAGGUUCUGCUGUUGGAAGUGUUGACUCGGUCCAUACACCACAAGAGAAAGUGUGUGUUGCUGGCGAUGUGAAAGCAAUAAAAGAUUCAGACGCCGGACCUGAACCAAUUGCAGUCAGCAGCAGUGUAUCGGCUCAUACGAACACUUCGGAAUUGGAUGCGUUGGAAGGGUCCUUUGAUGACAACAUUAGGACUUCCACAGUGACAGCAGAAAAUUAUGUUUCUGAGAAUGCUAUUAUUGGAGAUCCAGAAUCUGAGCCUUCUAAAGCUGUGCUGGAGAAUAGUGAUGAUGAAAAAACAGAUAUACCACAGAAUGAGCAUAAAACAGAAGCAAUAUCUGAUAAAAGUGCUGACAGGGUUGCUAAUACAGCUUCACUUGAGGGCUUCCAUAUGAAACUAGAAGCUGCAGAUGGAGAAGAUACAGAAGAAGAAGAAGAGUUUGACGGGUCAGUUUCAGAUGGCGGCGAAAUUGAUGACAUGAUUUUUGGAAGCUCUGAGGCUGCCAAACAAUUUAUGGAUGAAUUGGAACUUUCGGGCGCUGGUUCACACACAGUUAUAGACAGAAGCUCUUAUGAUCAAUCCGAUAGAAUGGAUGGUCAGAUUGUCACAGACUCAGAUGAAGAGGUGGAAACGGAUGAAGAAGGAGAGGGGAAAGAGUUAUUUGAUUCUGCUGCAUUGGCUGCUCUCUUGAAGGCGGCAUCAUCUGCUGGCUCUGAUAGUGGCAAUAUCACAAUAACUUCCCAAGAUGGAUCCAGGCUCUUCUCGAUUGAGCGUCCUGCUGGUUUGGGAUCCUCAGGUAUGUCUUUGAGGCCUGUCACCAGGCCAACCCAUCCAAGCUUUCUCCCUCCUUCCAAUCUUGCAAGAGCUGGAGAAUCUGAGGACAACUUGAGUGAAGAAGAGAAAAAGAAGCUGGAGAAGGUACAGGCAUUGAGGGUGAAGUUCCUGAGGAUUGUCCAGAGUCUGGGUGUUUCAUCUGAUGAAUCUAUUGCAGCACAAGUCUUGUAUAGGCUCGCACUUGUUGCCGGAAGGCAAGCUGGUCAAAGUUUUAGCCUUGACUCUGCUAAGCGGACUGCUAUAGAGCUUGAAGCAGAGAGAAAAGAUAACCUGGACUUCUCUGUAAAUGUUCUCAUCGUUGGGAAAUCCGGAGUAGGCAAGAGUGCGACCAUAAACUCCAUUUUUGGUGAAGAAAGAGCUUCUAUUAAUGCCUUUGAACCUGCCACUGCUGUUGUGAAGGAGAUGUCUGGAAUUGUUAAUGGAGUUAAGGUCAAAGUAUUUGACACACCAGGUCUGAAGCCUGGAGUAAUGGAACAGGCUUUCAACCGCAGAGUUUUGUCUUCUAUAAAUUCGUUAACAAAGAAAAAUCCACCCGAUAUUAUACUUUAUGUGGAUCGACUGGAUACCCAGACGAGGGAUCUUAAUGAUCUUCCUUUACUUAAGACGAUUACAAGUUCACUCGGAACGUCUAUAUGGAAAAACACAAUAGUAACCCUCACUCAUGCCGCCUCGGCUCCUCCUGAGGGCCCUUCUGGUUCCCCAUUGAGUUAUGAAAUGUUUGUUACUCAGAGAUCUCAUGUUCUGCAACAGUGUAUUGGACAUGCUGUUGGUGAUUUAAGAAUGAUGAGUCCAAGCUUGAUGAAUCCGGUUUCUUUGGUUGAGAACCAUCCUUCCUGCCGAAAGAAUAGAGACGGUCAAAAGGUUCUCCCUAAUGGCCAAACAUGGAGAUCCCAGUUGCUGUUGUUAUGUUUUUCUAUGAAGAUGUUGUCAGAAGCAAAUUCUCUCACCAAAUCUCAAGAUCCAUUUGACAACCGCAAGUUGUUUGGCUUUCGUACCCGUUCACCGCCGCUUCCAUACAUGCUAUCUUCAAUGUUGCAGAGCCGGCCACAUCCAAAGCUUCAAACUGACCAGGGUAUUGACAAUGGCGAUUCAGACAAUGAAUUGGCAGACUUGUCAGAUAUCGAAGAAGAGGAAGAAGACGAGUAUGAUCAACUCCCGCCAUUUAAGCCGCUCAGGAAAUCCCAAUUGGCCAAGCUUAGCAGAGAGCAGAGAAAUGCAUAUUUCGAGGAGUAUGAUUACAGGGUGAAGCUCCUCCAGAAGAAGCAGUGGAAAGAGGAGUUGAGACGAAUGAGAGAGAUGAAAAAGAAAGGGAAGACUCCUGAAACAGAUUACGGUUUCAAUGGAGAAGAUGAUCAGGACGCCAGUCCAGCUCCUGUGGCCACUCCACUUCCCGACAUGGCCUUACCGCCUUCAUUCGACAGUGGCAGCCCAGCUUAUAGGUACCGUUUCUUGGAGCCAACUUCCCAGUUUCUUGCUCGGCCAGUCUUGGACACUCACGGCUGGGACCACGAUUGUGGAUAUGACGGUGUCAAUAUCGAACAUGCAUUAGCUAUUUUGAGUCAGUUUCCAGCUGCAGUGAGUCUUCAGAUGACAAAAGACAAGAAAGAGUUCAGCCUCCAUUUUGACUCCUCCGUAGCCGCCAAACAUGGGGACAACGGAUCGAGUAUGCUUGGGUUCGACAUUCAGAACAUCGGGAAGCAACUUGCCUACAUCGUCCGAGGUGAAACUAAAUUCAAGACACUAAAGAGGAACAAGACAGCUGCAGGGAUGUCAGUUACCUUUUUGGGCGAAAACAUGGUGACUGGAUUCAAGGCGGAGAAUCAGGUUGCUUGGGGAAAGCAGUGGGCUGCGGUUACUAGCGCCGGUACUGUGAGAUGCCAGAGUGAGGCCGCAUAUGGUGCAAACAUUGAAGUGCAACGCAGGGAGAUCGACUAUCCAGUUGGGCAGGUCCAAUCUACUUAUGGUGUUUCUUUGAUUAGGUGGAGGGGAGAUUGGGCUUUGGGUUUCAAUACAAUGGCACAAUUCUCGGCUGGGCGUAAUUCAAAAGUUGCCGUUCGAGCUGGAAUAAACAACAAGAUGUCCGGUCAGGUUACUGUGAGAACGAGCAGUUCGGAGCAACUAGUGUUAGCACUUGCAGGUCUCCUGCCGAUUGUUACCAACAUCUACAAGAAAAUCUGGCCUGCCGUUGGAGGAGAGAAUUAUUCAAUCUAUUAGAACAAAGUAGUUUCUUGGUCAGUCAGCAUUAUUGGCGUCCGAUUAGCCAAACAAGGGGGGCCCAAGUAAAAGUUACAUUUCUUCUUUCAGGUGGUGCAAUUUAUGGAUAAUUUAUUCUUCUUCUUCUUCCUCCCUUUGGUAAGGACCUUGUUCGAUUUGGGAUGUUUCUUUUUUGUUAAGCAAUAUUAAGGAGUGGCAUUCCCUAAUUGUUAUCUUUGACAUUUUUUUUGUU
Molecule: messenger RNA, 4813 nt
Organism: Impatiens glandulifera
Lineage: Eukaryota; Viridiplantae; Streptophyta; Magnoliopsida; Ericales; Balsaminaceae
Product: translocase of chloroplast 159, chloroplastic-like
Exons: 3
Coding region: 244-4581 (1445 amino acids)
Biological process (GO): protein targeting to chloroplast
Cellular component (GO): chloroplast outer membrane
Molecular function (GO): GTPase activity; GTP binding
Source: RefSeq, a predicted model, not a curated record